Messenger RNA from Serpula lacrymans var. lacrymans S7.9, 333 nucleotides. RefSeq lists its product as uncharacterized. Lineage: Eukaryota; Fungi; Basidiomycota; Agaricomycetes; Boletales; Serpulaceae. The record is from RefSeq and is a predicted model, not a curated record. The annotation marks the transcript as partial. The transcript is spliced from 4 exons.
UGUCCUUUUGAUGGUCUGGCCCCAGUACUGCGCCUCAAAUGCGAACUUUACCUGCCCUUCACCUUUCAUGACAGGAGGGAGCUGGAAGAAGUCUCCAGUAACGAUAACCUGCGUGCCGCCAAAAGGUUCUACAGAUUUCUUUAUCAUGCAUCCAAUCUUUGCGAGUUUGUCAAAGAGGUCACCAUCAACCAUGGAAACUUCGUCGAUGAUGAGCACUUUGGUCCGUAGCCAUCGCGUCAUAGCUUUCUUAUUUUUUCUCACCUUAACGACCAAAUCAUCUGCGCUACCUACACCAAGGCCAAUUCCAGCCCACCAAUAUUACAUGCUGCGAUA